Oncorhynchus mykiss (rainbow trout) is the source of this 2409-nucleotide messenger RNA. RefSeq names its product gamma-enolase. Gene Ontology annotation, molecular function: magnesium ion binding; phosphopyruvate hydratase activity. Gene Ontology annotation, biological process: glycolytic process. The record is from RefSeq and is a predicted model, not a curated record. Gene Ontology annotation, cellular component: phosphopyruvate hydratase complex. NCBI's taxonomy places the organism in Eukaryota, Metazoa, Chordata, Actinopteri, Salmoniformes, Salmonidae.
AGUCUCCUCUCCUCUGUCUCUCUGCUCUCUUCUCUCGUCAUUUCAUCCCUCAGCCAGCUCAAAUCCUCUGAUUAGUCCUUGACUGCACAGCACAGCACAGCACAGGAUGUCGAUAGUGAUCAUUGUUGCCAGGGAGAUCCUGGAUUCCAGGGGGAACCCCACAGUGGAAGUGGACCUGCACACUGACAAAGGUGUCUUCAGGGCAGCUGUGCCUAGCGGAGCGUCUACUGGCAUCUAUGAAGCCCUGGAGCUGAGAGACGGAGACAAAAGCCGCUACAAGGGCAAAGGUGUGCUCAAGGCUGUUGGUCACAUCAAUGACACCAUCGGUCCUGCCCUCAUCCAGUCGGGGGUCAGUGUGGUAGAACAGGAGAAACUGGACAAGAUGAUGAUAGAGAUGGACGGCACUGAGAACAAGUCUCAGUUUGGGGCCAAUGCUAUUCUGGGUGUGUCCUUGGCCAUAUGCAAAGCUGGUGCUGCAGAGAAAGGUGUCCCCCUGUACCGUCACAUUGCUGACCUGGCAGGAAACACAGAGCUAGUGCUUCCAGUUCCUGCAUUUAACGUCAUCAACGGGGGCUCUCAUGCGGGCAACAAGCUGGCCAUGCAGGAGUUCAUGGUACUUCCUGUAGGGGCGGAGUCUUUCAGGGACGCUGUGCGUGUGGGGGCGGAGCUGUACCAGACGCUGAGGGAAGUGAUCAAGGAGAAGUAUGGCCAGAACGCCACCAACGUGGGGGACGAGGGGGGGUUCGCCCCAAACAUACUGGAGAACACUGAAGCCCUGGAGCUCAUCAAGACAGCCAUCGAGAAGGCAGGUUUCACAGACAAGGUGGUGAUCGGGAUGGACGUGGCAGCCUCUGAGUUCUACAAAGAGGGCAAGUACGACCUGGACUUCAAGUCUCCGCCCAACGCAGACCGCCACAUCAGCGCCCAAGAGCUCUGCGACAUGUACCAGGGCUUUGUCAAUGACUACCCAGUGGUGUCCAUUGAGGAUCCGUUUGACCAGGAUGACUGGCCGGCCUGGUCCCAGAUGACAGCCUCCGUGGGUAUCCAGGUGGUGGGGGACGACCUGACCGUCACCAACCCCAAGAGGAUAGAGCGCGCCCUGGAGGAGAGGGCCUGCAACUGCCUGCUGCUCAAAGUCAACCAGAUCGGCUCUGUCACCGAAGCCAUUCAGGCGUGUAAGUUGGCUCAGGAGAAUGGCUGGGGGGUGAUGGUGAGCCACCGCUCAGGUGAGACAGAGGACACCUUCAUUGCUGAUCUGGUGGUGGGCCUCUGCACUGGACAAAUCAAGACUGGAGCUCCCUGUCGAUCAGAGCGGCUGGCCAAAUACAAUCAACUCAUGAGGAUUGAGGAGGAGUUAGGGGACCAGGCUCGCUUCGCAGGGCACAACUUCCGGAACCCCGCCGCCCUCUAAGACCCCUCUGGGCUGACAGACACUGACACAGAAUCACAGACAUACAUCACAUCACUGCAGGGCACAGACAGACAGACUGACAUAGAUGGACAGACACAGAUGUACACAGACAGAUAUACAUAAAUACCUUCAAUGAAUCCGACAGACAGACAGACAGACAGACAGACAGACAGACAGACAGACAGACAGACAGACAGACAGACAGACAGACAGACAGACAGACAGACAGACAGACAGACAGACAGACAGACAGACAGACAGACAGACAGACAGACAGACAGACAGACAGACAGACAGACAGACAGACAGACAGACAGACAGACAGACAGACAGACAGACAGAUAGAUAGAUAGAUAGAUAGAUAGAUAGAUAGAUAGAUAGAUAGAUAGAUAGAUAGAUAGAUAGAUAGAUAGAUAGAUAGAUAGAUAGAAGGUCGGACAGACAUAUGGUUGGAAGGAUAAAGAGACAGACUGACAGACAGAGUGCGAGCAGACCAAUAAUCAAUUACCGAUUACCCCCUUAAAAAGUAAAGCAGAGACAGACAGACAGACAGAUGCACUGAGAAACACAUUCAUAUGAAUUAGCCUUUAUAUCACUGAAAACACACUGAUGUAUUGGAGGUUAUAUGUUUCAUCAGAUGAUGAGUUGGAGGCUGGUGCAGAAUGCAGACGGACUGAUUGGUUUUAAACAAGACAUGAGUGUGUUGCACAAAGCAGUGUUUCUCUCUCAAAACAUACAUGCACAUUCCUCUACCUGUUCCCUCUUCUUUUCCAUCCCUCUCUUUUCUCCUCCCCUUUACUUCAAAGCGUUUUCCCAUCUCAGUUUCCUCAAUUGCCCAACCCUUUCCCCUUUCCUCCCCUCCCCUCCUUCCACCUUUCAGUUACCACUUACAUCUAAAAGCCUGCAACAUAAUUGUAUGUUACCACUUACAUCUAAAAGCUUACCACAGAAACCAUCCAAUCAAUAAAGAUAUGAACACUUAUGAUGUAAACAUCAGC